UUCAUUUAGGAAAUUAGCUCUGGUCAUGAAUAUCGAAUAUCAGCACCGUUUAAGCGUCGUUUAUUCGACAUUCUUUAUCAACGGCCGAACAAAAUUUAUAAAUAAUACCGAACGGUUUUGUGUUGUGCACAUUUCUUAGAAAAAGUCACGAUGAUUCGCGCGUAUGUCGUGUUGUGUGUGACGUUGUCUUUAGCCUCGAACAUUUGCUAUGCCGACAAAGGAGGUCCUGUUCCUGUAGAUCCAACGAGCCCAGAAGCUGCGAAUAUCCGGCAUAUAACUAAGAAAUUAUCGAAGGCUGCUAAUCCAGAUACAGUCGUUGUACGUCCAAAAAGUGAAGAAGCCGCCGAGGCAGCCGAAAUUCAGCAUAAAGAAACGGCUGAGAUUCCUGCUAUACCAGAGAUAAAUUUCAAUGAAGUUCCGUUGCCUCUCCGUAUAGCUUCGGGAACGGUUUACAAUUUUAUCAGGCGUUUACCGGACAGUCCUAUCUCACACACCAUGGGAUUUCCUGACACGGCCUUGAAGCCCGAAGACUUGAUCGUGGACCUGACCGGUCUCCCCAACAGCCCUAAGGAUGUUCCCGAGGAGCUGCUACCGCCGCUAGCCGAGAAAAAGGGCAUCGAAAAAGCGAAGGCGAUCGCGGAGAGCAAAUGGAAGGAACUGUUGGCUGUGGAGAGCGUAGCUCAGAAUGAGACCGGACAGAAGAACUUCUUAUACCCGAGAGAGUUCAUCGCUUGGAUGGAGCAGACCAUGCAGGAUUUUAGAAGGCUUUCAGCUAUCAACCUUGGAGUGCUUCGUUUGUUGAGAAAAGCUCUUAAAGGGCUCGUGGGAAUAUCUGGAACUUUGACAGCAGUUACAGGGCUGGCAGAGUUUGAAAAAGCAGUUCAAGCAGCUGUAGAUGUGUUGGGAUUCCCCGUUGCGUAAAACGACGACGAAAACGCCGGAAUUUGUCCAGGAGAAGCGGUAGAUAAGGAUAAAGGAUAACAUGAACAUAAGUUAAGAACAUAGGUCGCAACUGUUUGUAUUUAUUGAACAUGUGAGAUGAUUAAAGUAUAUUUUAGAGAUUUGUGUUAUUUAGAUUAUAACACAUGUACGA
Messenger RNA from Acanthoscelides obtectus, 1093 nucleotides. NCBI's taxonomy places the organism in Eukaryota, Metazoa, Arthropoda, Insecta, Coleoptera, Chrysomelidae. The record is from the annotation of a GenBank genome assembly.